Rhea pennata is the source of this 4071-nucleotide messenger RNA. RefSeq names its product fucose kinase (gene FCSK). Gene Ontology annotation, biological process: GDP-L-fucose salvage. NCBI's taxonomy places the organism in Eukaryota, Metazoa, Chordata, Aves, Rheiformes, Rheidae. The transcript is spliced from 23 exons. The coding region runs from base 1 to 3261 and encodes 1086 amino acids. The record is from RefSeq and is a predicted model, not a curated record. Gene Ontology annotation, molecular function: fucokinase activity; ATP binding.
AUGGCGCCCGGGGCCGUCGAGUGGACCGUCGUCGUCCUGACCUGCCAGCGCCGGGACUGCGUCUCGGCCUUCCAGCAAGAGCUGGAGACGCGGUGGCGCAGGGGCGCCCUGGGCCGGCGGCCCGUCCUCCUGGUCGUGGAGGACCCGUCGGGCCGCGCGGGCAGCGGCGGAGCCACGCUCAACGCCUUGCUGGUGGCGGCGGAGCACCUGAGCGCCCGGGCGGGCCGCACGGUGGUGACCUCCGACGUGCUGAAGGAAGCCCGCGUCCUCAUCCUGCACGUGGGCCGUGACUUCUCCUUCGAUGACUGCGGCCGAGCCUUCACCUGCUUGCCCGUGGAGGAGCCCGACGCGCCGGCCGAAGCUCUGACCUGCAACCUGGACAGCCUGCUGGGGACCAUGACGCGCCGGCUCUGCGUGGGCUCCCCGCCGGGCGUGUGGGUCUGCAGCACGGACAUGCUCCUCACCGUGCCCGCGGCGCCAGGGAUCGCCUGGGACGGCUUCCGGGGCGUCCGAGUGAUCGCGGUGCCCGGCAGCCAGGCGUACGCCAAGAGCCACGGGGUCUACGUCGCCGAUGGGCAGGGGACGGUGAGCGACAUCAUCUACAGAGGCACGGAGGCUCAGCUGCAGCAGUGCGCGGGCCCCGACGGGACCGUGCCCCUGGUGUGCGGCGUGGUUUUCUUCUCCUCCGACGCCGCCGAGCAGCUCCUGGCCACGCACGUCAUCCCUCCUCUGGACGCCUGCACCUACCUGGGCCUGGACUCGGGAGCGCCGCCCGUCCAGCUGUCCCUCUUCUUCGACGUCGUGCUGUGCAUGGCGAGCGGGGUGACGCAGGAGGACUUCGUGACGGGCGGCGGCGACGCCGGCGCCAGGAGCGCCCGCUCCGUGCUCUGGACGGCCCUGCGCCCCUUCCCUCUCAGCAUGGCCUGCGUUCCCGGCGGAUCCUACGACUACCUGAGCGCGGCCGCGAGCGACCACAUCCGCAGCCUGACGCCGCCGCCUGGCUCCGCCGGCCGCCUCCGCUUCCGCCAAGUCGCCCAUUCCCACGUGGACCAGCCCCGGCUCCUCGAGGUCGGCUCGUCGGUCACCAACUGCCUGCUGGAAGGCGCCGUGCGGCUGGCGCCCGGCAGCGUCGUGCAGCACUGCCAUCUCCAGGGUCCCCUGGAGAUCGGCCCCGGCUGCCUCCUCUCGGGCCUCGCCGCGGCCUCCUCGGCGGCCCUGCGGAGCUGCCCGCUGCGCGACGUCGUCCUGCAGGGCCACCGCGUGCGGCUGCGGGACCUGCCCUGCCGCGUCUUCACGCUGACCGGCCGCCUCGACGACUGGCAGAGCCCUGCCGAAGAGGCCACCUACCUGAACGCGCCGUGGAGCGAGUUUUUCCAGCGGACGGGCAUACGGGAAGGGGACGUGUGGGGCGCCGAGACGCCGCGGGGGAGCCGCUGCCUGCUCAGCGCCCGCCUCUUCCCCGUGCUGCACGCCUCGGAGGCGCUGGGGCUGGAGGACGUGCUGUGGCUGCUGGCCCCGGCGGCGGCGGCGAGCGGGCGGCUGCAGCGCUGGCGGGCCGCCUGGCGCAUGUCCUGGGAGGAGCUGCUGCCCUGCCUGGACAAGGCGGCCGAGCUGGGCGCCCGCCGGGCCCUCUUCUUCCAGCAGGGCCAGCGCAAGGUGCGGCGGGUGCUGCUGGGGCGCGAGGACGGCAGCCUCCUGCCGCUCACCCGCAGCGCCGUGCACGAGGGCUACCACGAGGCCGUGCUGGGCACGCUGGACGAGGUUGCCUCCACGACCGACGACGCGGGCAUCGCGGCCCGGGCGCUCGCGUGCAUCGCCGACGUGCUGGGCUGCAUGGCGCAAGGGGAAGGGGGCUUGCGGAGCGGGCCGGCUGCCAACAAGGAGUGGGCCUGCGCCUUUGGGCGCCUGGAGAGCGGGGACAUCGCCGGGGGCGUCCGGGAGCUGGCCGCAGAGCGGAAGAAGUGGAUGAGCAGGCCAGCCCUGCUGGUGAGAGCAGCUCGGCAUUACGAGGGGGCUGGGCAGAUCCUCAUCCGCCAGGCUGUGAUGUCCUCGUGCCAGUUUGUCACCGUGCGGCAGGCGGAGCUGCCGCCGUUGGGGCGCUGGGUGCGGGUGACGUGUCCGGCCCGCCUGGACCUCUCCGGCGGCUGGAGCGACACGCCUCCCAUCACCUACGAGCACGGGGGUGCCGUGGUGGACGCCGCCGUGCUGGUGGACGGGCAGCGGCCGAUCGGCGCCCGGGUCCGGCGCAUCUGCGAGCCGGAGCUGCGCCUCGCCAGCGUCAGCGGGACGCCGCAGGGCGAGGUGGCCGUGGAGCUGGUGUGCCGCGAGCUGGAGCACUUGCAGGAUUACUGCCAGCCGCAUGCGCCAGGAGCCUUGCUGAAAGCUGCCUUCAUAUGCACCCAGAUCGUGCAGUUCCCCUCGCAGAAACCCUUACGAGCCCAGCUGCUGGAUAGCUUCGGUGGCGGCUUCGAGGUGCACACCUGGUCCAAGCUGCCCCAUGGCUCGGGCCUGGGCACCAGCAGCAUCCUGGCCGGAGCCGUGAUGGCAUCGCUCUACCGGGCGGCGGGGAAGGCUGCCAGCACCGAGUCCCUUAUCCAUGCCGUGCUGCACCUGGAGCAGAGGCUCACAACAGGAGGCGGUUGGCAGGACCAGGUGGGCGGGCUCGUGCCAGGCAUCAAAAUUGGGAGGUCGAAAGCCCAGCUCCCGCUCAGAGUGAAGGUGGAGGAGAUCCCGGUGCCCGAAGGCUUUGCCCAGACCCUCAGCGAUCACUUGCUGCUGGUGUACACAGGAAAGACUCGCCUGGCCCGCAACCUGCUCCAGGACGUGGUGAGGAACUGGUACGCCAGGCUGCCCGGCGCCGUGCAGAACGCCGACGCGCUGGUGAGCACCGCCGAGGAGUGCGCCCAGGCCUUGCGGCGAGGUAAUCUGCCGCUCAUCGGCGAGUGUCUGAACCGCUACUGGCAGCAGAAGAAAUGCAUGGCCCCCGGGUGCGAGCCGCUGGCCGUCGGGCGCCUGAUGGACGCUCUCCGGCCUUACGUCUACGGGCAGUGUUUGGCUGGGGCCGGCGGCGGCGGCUUCCUGUACGUCUUAACCAAAGCUCCGCGGCAGAAGGAAGCCUUGCACCAAAUUCUAGCAAAAACGGAGGGACUGGACAACUUCAGCAUCCACAGCAUCGAAGUGGACGCCGGCGGUUUCUCUGUGGAGGUAGAGGGAAGUGAUCCUGAAGGUAGUGCUCAUCCCGGAGAGGACGCAUCCAUGUGAAGGCCUUCGGCCCUGGACAGUUCCUGGUGGAUACGUGGGGCGGGGGGGGAGCAGCCAGCUGCUCCUCUGAAGCGGGGGAAAUUCCCAGGCUGGAGUCUCGGCUCCCUGCGCCUGCAGCCGGGACUGGUUCUGGUUUGUACGCUGGCUUGCUGACUGCGGGACAGAGAGCCAGAAGCCCUUUGAUUCAUUGCUGUACACCAAGGCCAAGCCUUGGCCAGGUCCUGACAGCAGCCCAGCAGAGCCCAGGGUAUCCCUCUUGGGAACAGCGGCUGGGCCUGAAGUACAAAUUGGCCAGAGCUGCCAGCCCUCAUCACAGGGUGCUGUCACAGCUACUCUCCUCAACAGCAGCCAUAUGCCAGCUCCUUCAGCUGGCUCCAGCGAGUGCCUUAGGUCUUGACGUGACCUUCUUGUGCUGAUACCUGCCCCAACAGACACUGAGGCUGGAGGAACUGUGAUGAGCUGAGCAGGCAAACCUUCCCGCAAGGACAGACUUGCUGGACAGACUGGCUGCUAGGAGCAUAGCUGAACUCCAGGCUGAUCCCAGGACCUUCCUCCUCCAAAGGGAGGAAGAAUAGCACUAGUAACAUUCCCUAUAGCAGGGCCAAGGUUAUCGAUACUGCUGGGCCUUCCUGAUCUUCCAGCAGCAGUGGUCUGCACUGCCAUCAAGAGUGCAUCAAGGUCCACCCUCGAUGUGGAAUCACGUCCCCCCCAACUCUGUGCUCAUCGAAGAGAAGGUACCACGAGAUUAUUUCUGCAGUGGGUUACUGAUUCCUGCUACUGUUUCUCUGAGUAAAAGAUUGCAUGUUCCCA